CAGUUGACAACCUGCACGCAACGCGCGCGCUUCGCCUGCUGCAUGCCACAAAGGUAUAGACAAGCCUAUUUGUGCGGCUAGCCAGUGUGUGUCUAGGCUAGACUACGCGCCUCUCAACACAUACAUACAGACAGACAGAUAUAUAGGUGUAUAUGUGUGUCCGUGGCAAUAAAUCAGCUGCUUAAUCAAUCUCACGUGCCAGCGCGCAGUUGACCUUUCGCCUUUGGCGGCGCCGGCGGCCACAGUUACCGUUUCAGUUACCGUUACAGUUACCGUUACAGUUACCGUUACAGUUAUUGUGUUUUACAGCUUUGGUGAUUAAGUAUACGCCAGGUAAGCCGCCGCACGAAAUAACUAAAUCUCUUUGACCUACUAAGCGACGAAAAACAAUGUGUGUGUGCGUGUGUGCGUGUGUGUCUGAGCCUGGCCGUGAGCUGCCGUGCAUUUUACGAGCGCAUUAGAGCAUAAACAACAACAACAACAACAACAACAACAACAACAGCAACGAGAAAGAGAACAAUCGCAAAGCCCAGCACGUCCUGCAAGUGGCCAGGGCUACGGCGGAAACGGAAGUCGAAGUUGCUGCUGGCGGAAGCUUAAGCUGUUUUCCAGUGCUGCCAAUGAGCUGAAAGAACAAAUUGAUAGCGGAAGUGAGAACAGCCCCAGCUGCAGCUCCAGCUGGAGCUCAAGUCAAGUGCUGCAUACAUAUAUACAAACAUAUAUAUAGAUUUAAGUAUAUAUAUAUCUAGAUAAUGCCGAAAUUCAAGUUGAAGUGAAUUCUAGAAUUUAGAACAAAGAAAAAAGGCAGCGCAAUUGAAAGCGAAAGAAAAUUGAGAUUUCUCAGCUCGAACAAAGGAUCAACUUGUACAAUUUAUUUAACUGCAAGCGAUUUGUAAACCGGAAGUAGUCAAACACCGCAGCUGCAAAAGUAAAAGAAGGACAACAACAUGGCGGAUCUGGAACGCAUACGACUCGUGCUGCUGGGCGGCGCGGGCGUCGGCAAGAGCUCCAUUGUGAAGCGUUUCCUAUUCAAGAGCUAUACGGACAAAUACCGCGCCACCGUCGAGGAUCUAUACAAUCGCGAAUAUGACCUCGGCGGCGUCACGCUAAAGGUGGACAUUUUGGACACAUCCGGCGACAUGCAAUUCCCCGCCAUGCGACGCCUCUCCAUCGCAACGGCCCACGCCUUCAUGCUGGUGUAUGCAACAACAUCGGCGCCCAGCUUUCAGUGUGUCAAGCAAUGCUUCGAGGAGAUUCGCGAACAGCGCGCCGACUUUCAGGAUAUACCCAUUGUUAUUGCUGGCAACAAGGCCGACUUGGCAACCACCCACCGGGAGGUGCGGCAGGAGGAGGUCACAGAUUGGGUCUUUUGCGAAUUGCCACGCCUCAGGGCCAAGGUGGUCGAGUGCUCGGCCAAGGAGGACACCAACGUGACCGAACUGUUCAAGACCCUGCUCUCCCUGUCCCGCUUCCUGCCCGCCAGCAGCAGCAGCGUCGGCCCGGGCGCCGCCAGCGUCGAACCGGCGCCCAGCGGCUUUAAGCGCCGCUCCUCGGCCUACGUCAGCGCAUCGUCCAGUCGCAACAAAAACCGCAUGAACAGCCCCUCGGUGAGCGGCGACAAGAAGUCGAGUCUCGUGGAUGCCGUCGAUGUGGCCAGCACCAGCGCCGAGGCCAAACUAAAGCCACGUUCCAGAUCGCUCAUACGCCGUGCAUCACGCAAGACCAAGCAGCAAAUCAACAACGCAUCCGACGACUGUAAUUUGCAGUAAAUUGCCAAAACUGUGGUGGGUCAUUUUUAAUUUAAUAAUAAUACAAAUAAUAUUAUUAAUAAUUAUGAUAAUAAUGAAUGUCUGCUACAUGAAAUCGUGUACACUCAACAGAGCUAAUUAUUUUGAUUAAAUUGAAUAAUUUACAAAAGUUGCUCAAUUGCAAUUAAGAUGUAUGAUGUAAGGGUAAACGUCUAGAUAUUCUCGAUAUCAAGACGCAGCUUGAUUACUUAUCGAUAAAUCAUCGAUGAUAUAUCGAUAUUCUAUAAAUCCCAGCUUGAUUACUUAUCGAUUACUCAUCGAUACCACAUCGAUGACUUAACGAUAACUCAAUGAUGAGUUAGCGAUAACUCAUCGAUGGUUUAUCGACAACUUAUCGAUAACUAUAUUGUUGUUUACAGCUAUAAGUACGAACUUUGCUCAACUGUCCGGCAUUCUAUUUAGUUGAGAUUCAAUAUUUGAAUGGUUUAAGGGGACCAGUUUUAUUUGAAAUCAUUUUUAUACGCCGAUAACUUAACGAUAACUAUAUAUCCUUGCUUUGAAUAUGAACUAAACUCAAUCGUCAGCAAGUCUAUUUAGUUGGGAUUAAAUUAAAUCACAAGUCCCAAGGGGACCAGGUUUAGUUGAAUUCCCUUUGCUAGGCUGUACUAAAUUUCGGGCAGCUUAUUGUCAUGACAUUUUCUUAUUUGUUCACAAAUUUAAAUAGCAAUUUGUUUUUGAGGGAAUUUGGUAUAUGAAUUGUACGACAAAUUUGAAGAAUAAAUCUUGUAGUUCCUUUGAUGACAGCAAAUUAGGCUAAGUUAAUCAUGUUUUCGGUUCGGGCUAGUAUUAAGCUAGACAUAAGUAAAUGUUAUUAACAAUUUAAAUACAGUGUAUUCAAAUGUUUAAGCAAAUGCAACUAAUUAAUUGUCCUAGGUACAAAUCCGUGUAGUUUAUGUAGAUGAAAAAAUGAAAAAAAAAAAAAAAAAAACAAAAAAUAAUAAUAUAAAAUUGGGAAAAAAAAUAUAUGUAUUUGUUAUGCGGCAAGUUAUUUUGCUCGCGGCCCACAAAAGCUGACCUUGUUUGAGUACGAGCGAAAAGCCAGGAAAAUGUUUGAGCAAUUUAUGGCAUUUUGCAGUUAACUCUUUUUUACACUUCUUCAAAGGCAGAGAAAUGCUGCACAACAAUUUAUUAUGCAAAGUGAGCUGCUAAUUAAUAUUGCCGGGCGUACAUAUAAAUAUGCAGCGCAUUGUUUGUGAUGUUUUAUUAUUAUUAUUAUUAUUAUUUUCUCUUUUUUGCAUUUCUCUCAAUUGCAGUUAAGCGUGAUUUGCGCAUAAUAUUCAAAAAACAUAUUCAAGGAUAAUACAGGGUGCAUGCUAAUUGCCAAAAUUAGGAGCCAAUCAAAUAAAUAAAGAAGAAAAACUAAUAUGAAUUUUUGCAUUAAAUAUUAGAGCAUUA
Molecule: messenger RNA, 3203 nt
Organism: Drosophila virilis
Lineage: Eukaryota; Metazoa; Arthropoda; Insecta; Diptera; Drosophilidae
Product: GTP-binding protein Di-Ras2
Molecular function (GO): GTPase activity; GTP binding
Source: RefSeq, a predicted model, not a curated record